This is a messenger RNA of Tuber melanosporum (Perigord truffle), 168 nucleotides long. RefSeq lists its product as uncharacterized. The record is from RefSeq and is a predicted model, not a curated record. Bases 1 to 168 code for a protein of 55 amino acids. NCBI's taxonomy places the organism in Eukaryota, Fungi, Ascomycota, Pezizomycetes, Pezizales, Tuberaceae. The transcript has 2 exons.
AUGGAGGGAUGUUGGGAUAGACUGUAUGUUCACAUCCGUAAAGUCAAGCUCUUGAAGUCGCCCAAAUUCGAUCUCGGUGCCUUGCUGAAUCUGCACGGGGAGUCGACAGCGGAUGAGUCUGGUCAGAAGGUGGAGCGUGAGUUCAACUUUUCCUACUUAUUACUUUAA